Molecule: messenger RNA, 1932 nt
Organism: Sycon ciliatum
Lineage: Eukaryota; Metazoa; Porifera; Calcarea; Leucosolenida; Sycettidae
Exons: 2
Coding region: 1-1932 (643 amino acids)
Biological process (GO): DNA integration
Molecular function (GO): RNA-DNA hybrid ribonuclease activity; nucleic acid binding
Source: RefSeq, a predicted model, not a curated record
AUGUGGCGCGAGCACGGCUGGCUGGUCCCGUACGACCGUGAAGCGUUCGGUGAACCGGCCUGUGUUCUUCCACUGAUGGCUGUCGACCAGGCUCACAAGGCGUCAACUCCCGUGCGGCCGUGCUUGGACUACCGCGCUCUGAAUGAGUGUCUCGUGUCGCACCCAGGCCUGGAUGCGCCGGCUUGCGGCCAGAAGCUGCGCGAGUGGCGACUCGAGGACGGUGAUAGCGCCCUCCUUGAUCUGAGCAAGGCGUACCUCCAGAUCCGGAUGGCUCCCCGUCUGUACCGCUAUCAAGCGAUCGUGUGGCAAGGAGAGUUGUUUGCCAUGACGCGCAUGGGGUUCGGCCUCAACGUCGCGCCGAAGAUCCUCGACAUGGUCGUGAAGUGGGUGACCAAAGACCUCGACGGCGUGGACAACUAUGUCGACGACUUGCGUGUGCCGGACUCCCAAGUGGCGGCCACGAUCCAGCAGCUCGAGCGCUACGGCCUGAAGUGCAAGCCUGCCGAGAAGCUCCCUACUGCUCGGGUGCUGGGCCUCCAGCUCUCGACUCAAGACGGCACGAUCAACUGGCAACGUCGCCGUGACGUCUGCCUGCAGCUACCGGAGGCGCCCACCAAGCGCGCCGUGUUCAGCUGGUGUGGCAAGCUCGUCAGCCAUUACCCCGUCUGUGCGUGGCUGCGACCGACGACGAAUUGGCUGAAGCGGAUGAUCGGCGAAUCCGUCGGCUGGGAUGUCGCCGUGCCACCUCGUCUGCUGCAGCUCUGCCGCGACCUCCAGACCCAAGUCAACGAGCACGAUCCGGUGCGUGGCGUAUGGUCGGUGCAGCAUGACACCGCAACGGAGUGGCACGUGUGGUGCGAUGCGUCGGGAAUGGCGCUGGGUGUCGUGGUGCAAGUCAACGGCGAGGUCAUCGAGGACCGCAGCUGGCUGCGCCCGGCUGACGACAAACGGCAUAUCAACAUCGCUGAGUUGGACGCCGUCAUCAAGGGCCUCAACGCGGCUGCCAAUUGGCCUGCUCGGAAGAUCCGCCUCCACACGGAUUCCAAGACCGUGCAUGGCUGGCUUCGUCAGAUCCUCGGGAACGAGCGCCGCGUGAAGGUUGGCGGGCUCCACGAGCUGCUCGUCAAGCGUCGGUUGCAGAUCAUUGACGACAUCGUCGCCACAGCUCGCCUUGACGUGGAGGUGGACUGGGUUCCGUCAGAACAGAACCUCUUCGACCAGCUCACGCGCGUUCCGACGUCCUGGCUGGCCUGCACAUCGGAUAACAGCGCGACGGAUGUUGCUGCCAGCCUCGCCAUCAUGCCGAGUCAGUCGAUGGCCGAGAUCCUGGCCGGGCAGGAGGACGAUGGUGCACUCCAGGCAGUGAAGGCCGCAGUGAUCGCUGGGGACGACCUCCCGCCUACAGCGGCUUCCGGAACAUCCGCGCGGGCCGUGCGUGCAGCCCACCAGGUGUCUGGCCAUAGUGGCUGGGAGGCGACGUGGCAGUUGCUUCGAUCCCAGUGCCAUUUCUUGGGCAUGGGACAGCCCUGCCUAGCGUUUGUGUCCGGAUGCAGCAGCUGUCCAGCCGCCAACCCACGCCGCGGAGAGGCGACCGAGCUCACUCGUCCGGUAUCAGCCAACGGCCCCUGGGAUGUGGUGCACAUCGAUACCCUCGAGCUCGGCGUUAACUGGUCCGGGCGUUACCACUGCGUGUUGGUAUGCGUGGAUGCAUUCACCAAGUGGGUCGAGGUGGUUCCCCUCAAGCGUCAUGACGGCAUCUGUGUGGCUAGAGCUUACGUCAACGUGUGCUCUCGGUGGGGUCCUCCUCGCGUGGUUCGAUCCGACAACGGCACAGAGUUCAAGAACGCUGUCAUGUCUUCCGUCUACGAGGCGUUCGGCGUUCAUGUCUGCUACGGCGCAGCACGUCAUCCCCAGUCGCAAGGCGUGGCUUAG